Musa acuminata subsp. malaccensis (wild Malaysian banana) is the source of this 491-nucleotide messenger RNA. Lineage: Eukaryota; Viridiplantae; Streptophyta; Magnoliopsida; Zingiberales; Musaceae. The record is from RefSeq and is a predicted model, not a curated record.
GAUCAAAUCUCCUCAUCUCCGAACAGUGGUUUCUGCUCGAUCGAUGGCUCAGCUUGGUCUGAGGAGAGCGGUUGAACCAUGUACUUUGAAGAUUUCAUGGCAUCAUGCAGUGAGUCUUCUCUGAUCUCUGAUGCUACUUCGUAUACUGCAUGGAAGCCAUCGGAGAGCAACGGAUGCAGGAAGCUGCGUUUGAAGAAGAGGAAGCAGAGGAACUUCGUGGAUGAUGACGACCCUUUGGGAGAUACUGCUACCUCUCCUUUUGAUAGUUUCAAGGAUUGUGAAUUAAGGGACGUAUCUACGAACAGAAGGAAGAAAGAUGAUCCCAGCAUAUCUUCGCAGGAGGAGGAUACUGGUUGCAGAAAUGAAAGGGAAUCGGAAAACGAAAAUGUAUUUGAAUUCAUAGAGAGAUCGAAUAGAUGUGCAGAUCUGAACAAAAGGGGGCUUUGCUUGGUUCCAUUUUCCCUCUUAGGAUGCUAUCUUCGAUAAAUAUC